Cladocopium goreaui is the source of this 3663-nucleotide messenger RNA. Lineage: Eukaryota; Dinophyceae; Suessiales; Symbiodiniaceae. The record is from the annotation of a GenBank genome assembly.
AUGAGCGGCCGAGAUCCUCCAAAAAGGGGGCCGCCGCCACAUCAGGCGCCGCAACCUGACAUCAAACGUGCUGCCAUUUGGUUCUUCUCAGUGCCUUUGCCACACAUAGAGGCUCUACCACUGUCAGCUCUCUCGGUUCCUGUCCUCUGUGCUUGUCUGCUUGUCAGGGUAGUUCGUGUUCUUCUUCUUGAGGGAAAGUGCAUUGCUUCUUUGCAAGAGGAUCCCGCUGAAGAUAGUUUAUGCUUGGCCUGCUUCUAUUGCGCCACUACACGGCUGAGAUCCUUCAACAAGGGGGCCGCCGCCACAUCAGCUCAGACCUUUACCUUUUUCCAGGCGCUUGACCCCUUAUUGAGCCGUGAGCGGCCGAGAUCCUCCAAAAAGGGGUUAAAGCUCCCCUCUGUGGAGGAUCCCGGCCUCUCACGGCUCAAAAAGGGGUCCAGCGCCUGGAAAAUGGUAAAGAUCGGAGCUGAUGUGGCGGUGGCCCCCUUUUCGGAGGAUCUCGGCCGCUCACGGCUCAAAAAGGGGUCCAGGAUCUGCCCAAAGAAAGCAACCCUGACAAGCCGACAAGCACAGAGGGCAGGAACCGAGAAAGCUGACGGUGGUACAGCCUCUAUGUGUGGCAAAGGCAUUGAGAAGAACCAAAUGGCAGCACGUUUGACGAUCUCGGCCGCUCACGGCUGGAAAAGGGGUCCAGCGGUAGAUAAGGAGAAGCCGAUGAGCAAAAGAAGCAGUCCAGUUUCCCUUCACAGAAGCGGAGCACCGGUUGGAGAACUGGACUCCUCCUUUCGGGGAGUUCCUGACCCCUUCAAGAAAUGUGCUUUGGGCAUUUCCACACUCUUGGAGAUAUUGGAGAAGUGGUGCGAAGAGCAGAGAAAGGCAAUAGAUUCAGUGUACAAUGGCCUCAAGGACAGAAGCUCUGUGACAGUUUGUGCAGGACAUUGGAACAUGAAACCCAUCGAAUUGGAAAAAGUGGCGUUUCAGCGAGACGACCGCGUGCCUCGGCGGAAGCUCAGCGUGGCACACGUGCAGUGGACAGGUGCUGAUGAUGACAUUCCGAAGGGCCACAUUGGACAGGUCAUGGGUGUGAAGUACGUAGGUAAGGGCAACGCUGGAAAGAGUCUGUAUGUACGUUUUCCCAAUGGAUUCUGGAGCUUCAAACCACAUCAGCUGAAGUACAUAAACCUGGACAAUGACGCCGUCAACGAGCUCAAGGCAACAUUCAAGCGCUUUGACAAGAACGGAGAUGGGAAGCUGUCACUGGAAGAAAUGUCAGCAGUCUUAGGGAACCUCGGCGGUGGGUGUCUUUCCGACGACGAGUGCAAGCAGCUAUUCGAUGCCCUGGACAAAGAUGGGAACGGCAAGCUGACGGCAGACGAGUUCAUUGAUUAUGUCUUUGGUACUGAAGUGAGUGGAUCACAAAAGAAGCUUCUCAGUGAUGGCUUUGGAUUGUCCGGAAUGGCAGGCAUCAAUGACGAUGAAAGCGAGGAAGACGACGACGAUGAUGAUCCAAACAGUGGUGGAGGUGGAGGAAAUCAGGACCAUGACCAGCUGAAUUUCGAUGUCACGUUUGAUGCAGAGGACAAGGAAGGCAUCGAUGGAGACACCAUGGUUACCAAGGCGGAAUGGGCUUCUGCAAUGCUGACCGUUGGCGUGUGUCGAGCUGCUGCAAUCGAGAGCUUCGAAGGUGCUCUCGCGGACCUGGGAGAGGAGGGUGAGGAGGUGGCUGUGAAGUAUUUGGCCAUGGAAAUUAAUGGUACUGGUUCGGGAGGCAUCGAGGAGUUGCGCGGCGCAGUUGGACGUGUCAAGCACGGCAAGGUACCUCCUGUGGAGCUUGAAACUCCUGCCGAAGAGGUUGAGUUCGAGGUCGAGCUGGCCAGGAAGACGGGCAUAGACGGCUUGCUUCGACAUCUCCAGGUGGCAAAGAAGAGUCCUGACGAUGCCGUCGGCGAGCUUGCCGAUGCAAAGCUGUCAUCGCUUGAAGCGAAGGUCUUGGGCGACAUGGGCGAUGACUUGGUGGAUGCGGUGAAGGAAGCGGCCAAGAAUCCCAGCACGCUGAGUACUGCAUCCUCCUACCAGCGCGCUCGAGAGAACUGCCGCAAGGAAGUCCAGGAGAUCAUCGAUGGUUGCAAGAGCAGUGGAGAGAAGUUUGUGGACACCACCUGGGACCCAAAUGCGGAUGAGAACUUUGUGCUUUAUGUGGACAAGGAGAAGCCGGGCUGGGAUUGCACGGCCAGAAAACCAACGAAUGGCUGGAAGCGAGCCAAAGAGGUCUGGGAAGAUGGGAAGCUGGUCAUAGGGGAUGCUGCUGCCAACGACAUCGAUCAAGGUAAAUGCGGAGAUUGCUUUAUGCUUGGGGCUCUUGGGGCAAUAGCUGCCAACCGAAAGCGCUUCAUUCGUCAAGUCUUUGUACACUACGAUGAGGAGGUUGGGGUCUAUGGUGUGCUGUUUUGCGUUGAGGGAAAUUUCACCUAUGAGAUCAUUGACGAUUAUCUCGGUAUGAAAUAUAGCCACAGUGUCAUGUAUGGUGAAAGCAUGACGAAGAAUGAGAUGUGGGUAUCACUGGUGGAAAAGGCUUAUUUCAAACAUCACACGUGCAUCGAGAUGUGCGAUGGUGGUCACGGCACUGAAACGAUGUUUAGCUUUCUGGGUGGUGUGACCGGGAAGUACGAGGUUGGCAGCAAAUACUUCGACAAACCGGACGAAUAUUUCUCAAUCAUCGACAAGGCUCUUAAGGCUGGUGAGUUGAUGACCACGGGGUGGUAUGCGCCCAGCAAGGGCAAAUAUGCCAACUUGGAGGGAGGUGAGGGAGGCCCAUGUGGAGAGACUGGUCUCCCAUAUGGACUCGUUGGCGGUCACUGCUACUCUGUGAUCAGGACGGCGGAGCAUGAUGGAAAGAAGUUGAUUUGCUGCCGCAAUCCAUGGGGCAAAGGCGAGUGGAAGGGCGCCUACAGCGAUGCCUCUGAGGAAAUGACGGACGAAUUGAAGGAAGCACUGGACCACGCAAACAAGGCCUGCCACGGGCGCCACGUUCCAUUGGGAAGGGACUUGGAAAGCCUGAAGGACACCAGACCUGGAGUCACAGAUCAAACCGAUCCUGUCCCGAUGUCCCGGUACAGUCCUGGUGUAGCUGCUGCUGCUGAAGAUAAUGAGAUCAGCUUCAAGAAGGGCGACAUGAUCGAAGUCACAGAAAUACAAGGAUAUUGGUCCAAGGGCAAAAACUUGAAGAGUGGAGGAGAUCCAGGCUACUACAGAUCGAAGGAUGUUGAGAUCCAGAUGAAGAACGUACUGAAGAUUACACUCGACGUGGAGGAUAUUCAGGAAGGUGAGCCAUUGAUUUUUGCCUUCAUUGUGGAGAAUCAACUGAUGAGGCGAGAAUGGGCAAAGCGUAAGGCCGACGGUCUGAAUUACAAGGACAAGCAGCAGCCGUCCGGAUUGAUUUUCAUGUUCGACAAGAACGGCAAGAAACACAAGGGGAUGAAACUAAGGUAUCGGCAUUACUGGGAGUAUUUGGACCCGGCCAAAGCGCCAUGGACAAUCUACAUGGCCAUUUGCAAAGGGAAGGGCAUGCGAUACAAUGCUUACGGAUAUGCGCGCCACGGCAACGUUCAUUUGAAAUAUCAUCAGAUUUCAUACUCUGACUUCUUGGAUGAAUAUAAUAGCUAG